AAGGAUGGUUUUUUUUUGCUUCGUGGGCAAAAUGUCUUCAUGGAUGCAAAAUAAGACAUAAGUUUAUUUUGUCGUCUUCUGUUUGAUUAGUAUUCUCUGAGUAUUAAUCAUGUCUUCUUCAAGACAAGCUCCUAAAAUAAGUAUUUUAGACAAACCUUUGAGCAAAGGCAAGGCUGAGAUAAAUAUAAGUACUUAUGCUCUCUUGUUUUCGGAAAUUGUUCAGUAUUGUCAAAACAGAGUUUUAUCAGUGCCAGAACUUCAAGCAAAGUUAGGUGAGUUAGGUUAUCAUGUUGGCCAAAGAAUGGUUGAUACUCUGUUUGUGCGAGAAAGAAAUUUUAAAAGAGAAACAAAGCUGAUAAAUUUAAUUUUGAUUUUAAUAAUCAUUAAAGCUGGAUUGUUAUUAAAUGACUAUCAAUUGUAUGGUUAUUUCAUUUUAGAAAUUUUAAGUGAAGUUGUAUUGUUGUUUGUUUGCUUUGUUUUUGUUAUUUUUAUAAUAGAGAAUGAACCAUUGGUUAAUAAAUUUAUAUCAAUACCAAAGGAUAAAGGUAGUCUAAACUGUGCCGCUUUUAUUGCUGGAAUUAUUGAAGCUACAUUAGUUUGUUGUAACUUCGCGGCUAAAGUGACUGCUCACUGGCACAAGGGUACAACUUUCAAGAUUAUAUUUGAUGAAUCAGUAGUUGCUCGAAAUCGUUCGAUGGAUGGAAAAUAAAGUUAAAAUUUAACUGUCUUGCUGCUGUAAAAUUUUGACUGUAAAGAUCUAUUUAAAUGUAUAUUAAAAUAAUAAAUAUUUUCCAUGUCCUCA
Molecule: messenger RNA, 802 nt
Organism: Stegodyphus dumicola
Lineage: Eukaryota; Metazoa; Arthropoda; Arachnida; Araneae; Eresidae
Gene: Trs31
Product: trafficking protein particle complex subunit 31
Biological process (GO): endoplasmic reticulum to Golgi vesicle-mediated transport
Cellular component (GO): TRAPPIII protein complex; TRAPPI protein complex; TRAPPII protein complex
Source: RefSeq, a predicted model, not a curated record